CAGGAUUCCGAAACGGGUUUUUGAGUCCGGGUAGAGGGUCACGAUCGCUCCCACGUGGUAGUACACGCGGAGAAGCGGAUUUAAAUGUUUUGUUCGCUGUUUUUGUGUGACUUUUUAUUGAAGUCGUGAGCGUUUGAAGCGCCGAUGUUAACGGGAGGAAGUGGAAGCUGUAAAAAACUUUGCUGCUUGUUUCACAAUCGCGGUUCCGAUCUGUUUUUUUUUGUUGUUGUUGUUUAAUCUGGAGUCAUGCUGUAAGUUGUUAACCCGGUCGAUGUGACAUUUGUGUUCGAGGAGUUUGAUCCACGCUGAGUUGCUUUGAAACAUGAGCGAGAAACAAGCGUUAGGAGUCGCAGAAACCAACGACGAAAGCAACCGUUUGAAGAACCAUGUCGGAGAGGAGCCGAAUCCGGUUCAGACCACGCGUCUGUACAAACGCCGCUGGGUGAUCGUCUUCCUGUUCAGCUCCUAUUCCCUCUGCAACUCCUACCAGUGGAUCCAGUACGGGAUCAUCAACAACAUCUUCAUGAAGUUCUACCGCGUGGACGCCUUCACCAUCGACUGGAUGUCCAUGAUCUACAUGCUCACCUACAUCCCCUUCAUAUUCCCGGUCACUUGGCUCCUGGAUAAGAAGGGGCUCAGGGUCAUUGCGAUUGUGGCCACGGCGCUGAACUGCGCGGGCACGUGGAUCAAAGUGGCGAGCGCCAGGCCGAACCUAUUCGCCGUCACUUUCCUGGGACAGUUCUGCUGCUCGUUGGCGCAGCUCUUCAUCCUCGGGAUGCCGUCGAGAAUCGCCUCAGUGUGGUUUGGAUCUCAGGAGGUGUCCACCGCCUGCUCCAUCGGCGUCUUCGGGAAUCAGUUGGGUAUUGCCAUUGGGUUCCUUGUACCUCCCAUUCUGGUGCCUAAUGUGGAUGACAUGGAAGAGCUGGCUUACCACAUUAGGAUAAUGUUCUACAUCACGGCAGGAGUGGCGACCUCACUCUUCAUCCUUGUUUGCUUUGUUUUUCAGGAGCAUCCUAAACUUCCUCCCACUCAGGCCCAGGCGGUUGCACGGAACAUCCCGCCAGAGGAGUACUCCUACACAGCCUCCAUCUGCAGGCUGAUCCGCAACAAGAACUUCAUCCUCCUCAUCGUCACCUACGGUCUGAACGUGGGCUGCUUCUACGCCGUCAGCACCCUGCUGAACCGUAUGGUCAUCGAUCACUACCCCGGGGAAGAAGUGAAUGCUGGGAGGAUCGGCCUCACCAUUGUUAUUGCGGGUAUGGUUGGAUCUCUGAUCUGCGGCAUUUGGUUGGAUCGAACUAAAACGUACAAGCAGACUACCCUCGCAGUGUACUUCAUGACCCUUGUUGGGAUGAUCGUUUAUGCCGCUACGCUCAGUCUGGGGCACCUGUGGGUGGUCUUCAUUACCGCCGGAGCUCUCGGGUUCUUCAUGACUGGCUACCUGCCACUCGGGUUCGAGUUUGCAGUUGAGCUGACUUACCCAGAGUCAGAGGGAACCUCCUCCGGCCUCCUCAACUGUUCAGCACAGGUGUUUGGCAUUAUAUUCACCAUCGCUCAGGGGAAGAUCAUUGAACGUUUCAGCACUUUAGCAGGAAAUAUUUUCCUCUGUGUGUUUCUUCUCAUCGGCACAAUAAUAACAGCUUUUAUCAAGUCUGACCUGAGGAGACAAAAUGCAAACCAGUCGGCCAAAGCAAAUGAAAGUAUCAUGGCAGAGGGGCAGAUGUCGGGACAGGACUACGGAUCCACUGCCCUUUUACCCCGCCCACAGACUCCCUCUCCUCAAGACUGACCAAUAAUGCUUUCCGCUUCCCUAAAUUGCCUCAAAUCUUAGCUUGACACUCGAGGCACACAAAGGUAGGAGCACCAUUAAUCAGGACACAUGGUUGAUUUUAAACCUUUCACAGUGAGACUUAUCUCUUAAAAUCAUGCUGUAAAUUUUAUAUUUUAACCCUUUUUCAGUCUAUAAUCAUACUUACCUGAAAUAAUCCAUUUGAGUUGAACUGUUAUUUUGUUUAAUUGCAAAUCAUGAAACUAAAUCUGAAACUAUUGGUGUUGUUUUUAUAAAACACUGAUAUUCAUUUGUUUUUGUGCAUUUCCACUGAUAACCUACUUGGCAAUAGCACCUGUGGGCGUGAACAUAAUAAGGGCUCCGGCAGUCUUGCAUUUAAUCCAAUUACCUUGACCUUCACCCAUAUGGUUGACCUAUGUCUGACCUUAUGGCAAUUCCGGAGUUCAAGUGUGCAUCAUGUUUGGUCCAAAUUGGGUUAAAAAUCAAAUGCCUUGGCUUUUGCCAUAAUUUGAGUUCUUUAAGGGCAAUUUCGAAAUCAACCUUCACUGACUUAGUAUUUCUCGUCACAUUUGGGCAAUUUCGAAACUUACCUCCUUAUGUGUGCUGAGGUUUGCGCAAGUUGGAGAGAAAAACUUACAUUUUGACAUGUUAAACCAAAUGGCCUUGACCCCAAUGAGUGGCCUUUGCCAAAUUUGAUCUUGCCUGGGCAAUUCCAGAACCUACCUCCAUAUGUGUGCUAAUCUUGGUGGACAUCAGAGUGAAAUUCACAAUUUUGACUUUUGACCUCAAUGACCUUGACCUUUGUUAAACCCUUUAAGGGUAAUUCUGGGCUUAGCCUUCAUCCACAUGCCAAGGACCUGGGAGGAGGAGAAGAACAAACUGAAAUUAUAGAAUGAUUAUUGUAUGAUUGCAGUUUAGAUUUAUAUCCAUUAAAAAGCCUACAUCAAACAAAAUGGCAUAAAAUGUCAGAAAUAUAAUUUAAAUUGGAAAUUAAAUUACCUCAUCUGCAUUUGCAACUUUGUUUUUAAGUAGAAAAUGUUGCAGCGUUUAACACAGCAGUGCAUGCAUAUGGUUUCAAUCAAAAGUGUUGAAUUAAGCUAAUACCAGUGUUAAUUUGACUAAUCGGUGUAAAUUACGUGGAAUUCUAACACUGCAGUAGCUCAUGAAACACGAUGCAUGUGCGUGUUGCAGUUUUAUCUUAAACCUUACUGUUUCCCCUUUACACAAUCACAUUCACAGUAUUGUAAAUGUGAUUGUGUGUCUUGAAUACAAACACAUUCAUGAAAGGAACAUUCUGGAUACAGAUGUAAAAUGUAUUGUCCCACCAUUUAACAAAACAAAAUAUGUUUGGAGCUUGAUAAUUCUGUAUGUACAUAUAUAUAAAUAAAUGUUUUAGUAGCCAUUCAGCAAGCAUUUAUAUCAAUAAUGUCUGUAAAUGAAGACAUUCAUCACUUUUGUGCACAUUUAGGUUAAAAGAAAGUAUAAAAACACAGAAUUCAACUUUAACAAAUGGCGAAGAAAUGUGAGAACCAUGAUGUAGAAAUAAAAUGCGUUUGUUUAUUGCGGCGUUAAUGUGCCAGAAGGUUGAAGAGUUUUGGGGGACUUGUAUGAAAAUCUUGAGCCUUUCGGCCAUUUUUUUUAAAAAAACACUGCGGAGUGUCUCCAAUGUGGCGGACUUCCGGGUUAAAAUAAAUAAAUAAAUAAGAAGGGGGCAUCAAAACUUAAAUUAGGAGGCUUUAAGUCCUUGUAAAGAUUUAUGGCUUUUUGAUUUGUCACUCCUUUCAGUGUUUCAAAAUACAGUUUCAUUUCUAAAAGUGACGGACGUUGGGUUUUUAUGGUCCACUGAAAUUGGCAAGCUAGUUUGUGGUGCAUUACCGCCACCACCUGGAUGUAGAAGUAUAACGCAACACAAGUUAGCAGUAAUUUUCAAUUUUUUUUCUAAAGUUUGCCACACUAUUCUGCCUUUACGUUCUGUUAUUUAGAAAUAUGUAUUCUUUUCAUGUUAAAAAUAAUUAACCAUAAAGUUACAGUUUUCUUAAACUGUCAAGAAAAGAGACAACUGCUGGAAUAAUAACACUGUU
This is a messenger RNA of Thalassophryne amazonica, 3870 nucleotides long. It is a transcript of the gene flvcr2b, whose product is annotated as FLVCR heme transporter 2b. Gene Ontology annotation, cellular component: membrane. The record is from RefSeq and is a predicted model, not a curated record. Gene Ontology annotation, biological process: heme export; transmembrane transport. Lineage: Eukaryota; Metazoa; Chordata; Actinopteri; Batrachoidiformes; Batrachoididae. The coding region runs from base 323 to 1789 and encodes 488 amino acids. The transcript has 10 exons. Gene Ontology annotation, molecular function: heme binding; heme transmembrane transporter activity.